Messenger RNA from Cuscuta europaea, 1020 nucleotides. NCBI's taxonomy places the organism in Eukaryota, Viridiplantae, Streptophyta, Magnoliopsida, Solanales, Convolvulaceae. The record is from the annotation of a GenBank genome assembly.
UCCAGCUCCUCCUAGAUGGAUGUUUGGAAUUGAACGGCGCAUGGGUACUUAUAAGGGAUAUGUGCGUAAUUAUGCUCGGCCUGAUGGAUCUAUUGCUGAAGCUUACGUGGUCGAUGAGGCUAUUACAUUCUUAUCUCGAUAUUUAACUGAUAUUGAAACAAGAUUUACACGCCCAGAGCGCAAUUGGGACCUCUCUAGUGAAGACUAUAAGAUGGACGUGUUUAACCACAAAAUACGAACACUUGGAGCUCCUAAAUUUGGAAAUCUAGGAUUAGAUGGGAAUGUGGUGCAAUGGUACCUUCUUAACAAUUGUGGAAGUGAGCUCGAUGAUUACAUAAAAGAGCAUAAGGAACUUAUUUGCUUGACAAGCUCACGUGCACAAGAAUGGGACAAUUUUCACAAACGUGAAUUUCCUGCUUGGUUCAAGAAAAAGGUAAAACCUAUAUAUUAAGUAUAUAAGUAUAAAUCAACUUUUUUUUUAAUUUUAACAAUUUAUAAUUUUAAUAUUCGGUUUUCAGAUGGCUAUACUUAGAGUAAAUGGUGAUCCGGUAGCUAGUGAUGAUUUGUAUUCCUUAUCGCAAUUACCGGAUGAUCGUUACACAAUUUGGCAAAGUUGUAUAGUCAAUGGUGUUAGAUUUCGAUGCAAAGAACGUGAUGACAAGUUCAAGACACAAUGUAGUGGAGUAUGCACUGGAGAUGAUAAUGGUGAUACCAUUUAUUAUGGUGUAUUACUUGAAAUUUUAGAACUUGAUUUCAUCCUUGGAAGGAAGGUUUUCAUGUUCCGUUGCAAGUGGUAUAAUACUGAUCCAAAGGGGAGAACAAUGGUGGUUAAUUAUAAACUGACAUCUGUUGACACAUCAUCCCAGUGGUACACCGAAGAUCCAUUUAUUUUGGCCACACAAGCUCGACAAGUGUUUUAUUUAGACGAUAAAGCUUUGGGCAAGAAUUGGAUGGUUGUACAAAAAGUAAAUCAUCGUUGCAUAUAUGAUAUACCAGAGCAUGAUGCUAAUGUGGAUGCUA